Messenger RNA from Aspergillus mulundensis, 1677 nucleotides. RefSeq lists its product as uncharacterized. The transcript has 5 exons. Lineage: Eukaryota; Fungi; Ascomycota; Eurotiomycetes; Eurotiales; Aspergillaceae. Gene Ontology annotation, cellular component: membrane. The record is from RefSeq and is a predicted model, not a curated record. Gene Ontology annotation, molecular function: ATP hydrolysis activity; ABC-type transporter activity; ATP binding. Bases 1 to 1677 code for a protein of 558 amino acids. Gene Ontology annotation, biological process: transmembrane transport.
AUGCGCAAACGCUUCCGAGGCGAGGCCAUUUUCAACGCAGAAACCGACGUCCACUUCCCCCAGCUCUCGGUUGGCGACACCCUGACCUUUGCUGCCAAAGCGCGAGCCCCCCGUACGCGUUUUGCUGACCUCAGCCGCAACGACUACGCCUGCCAUGUCCGCGACGUGGUCAUGACCAUGCUCGGCCUGCGCCAUACCUUCAACACCCGCGUUGGCAAUGACUUUGUCCGCGGGGUCAGUGGAGGUGAGCGCAAGCGAGUUAGUAUUGCCGAAGACAUCCUCAGUGGCGCCCCGUUGCAACGCGCUGGCUCUCCCUACACCCUUUCGAUCUACGAACAAGUCAUGCUCUGCUUGCACCGAGGCUUCCAGCGCCUUCGUGGCGACGCCAGUCUGACCACGUCCGCCCCCAUUGGCAACUUCAUCAUCUCGUUGAUUGUCGGCAGUGUAUUCUAUAACCUCCCUGGCGAUACCUCCAGUUUCUACUCCCGCGGUGCCUUGCUCUUCUACGCCGUUCUUCUGAGCGCGUUCAGCAGUGCUUUGGAAUGUGACAUUCAACCUGCCCCUAUACUUCAUGUCCAAUCUCCGAAGAGAACCAGGGGCAUGCUUCACCUACUGGUUCUAUUCAAUUAUCACGACACUGACCAUGUCCAUGGUGUUCCGUACCUUUGGUGCCACCUCCCGCACACUAUCUCAAGCCCUGGUCCCCGCGGCCCUGCUCAUUCUCGGCCUGGUCAUUUACACCGGUUUUAUCAUUCCCACCCGAGACAUGCUAGGUUGUCUCGCUGGAUGAACUACAUCAACCCGAUCGCAUACGCCUUCGAAGCCUUCAUGGUCAACGAGUUCCGACACCACGACUUCCCCUGCGCAGAGAGCGGCUUCAUCCCGUCCGGCCCUGGAUACGUGAACGUCAGCCUGGAGAACCAGAUCUGCAGUACCGUCUCAGCGGCCCCUGGCUCGCGCUUCAUCAACGGCGACGCAUACCUAGCUACCUCGUACGAGUACUACAGCUCGCACCUCUGGCGCAACGUGGGCGUCACCUUUGCCUUCAUGAUUUUCUUCAUGUUUGUCUACCUCAUCGCGACAGAGUACAUCACCGAGGCCAUGUCCAAGGGUGAAGUCCUGGUCUUUAGACGAGGCCACCAGCCGAAGAUGGUCAAUGACCCUGAAGCUACGACUGCUGCCCCUGCAAAGACAGCGAUCCCAACAAUAGCGGCGCCCAGAUCCAGCGCCAGGAGGCGAUCUUCCAGUGGAAGGAUCUGGUGUCCCGGAGCUGGAAAGACGACACUACUCGAUGUGUUGGCUACUCGCGUUACCAUGGGCGUCGUCACUGGUGAAGUCCUUGUUGAUGGCCUCCCCCGUGAUAACUCGUUCCAGCGCAAGACUGGCUAUGUCCAGCAGCAAGAUGUCCACUUGCCGACUUGGACUGUCCGCGAGGCGUUGCAGUUCAGUGCCCUCCUUAGACAGCCUGCCCACUAUACAAGGCAAGAGAAGCUGGCGUAUGUGGACGAAGUCCUGGAGCUACUAGGCAUGCAAACCUACGCCGAUGCAGUUGUUGGAGUUCCCGGUGUUGGACUUAAUGUCGAGCAACGCAAACGCCUUACCAUUGCCGUUGAACUAGUAGCACGCCCUCAACUCCUCCUCUUCCUGGACGAGCCCACCUCCGGCCUAGACAGUUAA